CGCUGUCGCAGCAGCAGUCGACAACUACCAGUUUAGUUGUGGUUGCUACUACCGCUAGCAUAGUUGUCGCUUUCUGGAUACAACUAUGGAGAUUGAUGCGAUACUGGAAGCUUUCAGAGGUCAAUUUAUAGUGAUUUGAAUGAAUACACCACCAUACAAAUAAUUGCAUGAUUUAUUACGAUUUCCUCAGGCAAAUGUGUGUUGUUGUGGCCCGGGAGAUAAACGCAGUUCUCAAGCGUCUAGUGGCGAGAGGACGUAUAGAAAAGUACAGCGUGUGUAUAACAAGUGAUUCAGACUUUGAGAAGAAAGAGACGAAAGAGUCCUGUCCAAUUUUAGAGCAACUCCUUAUUGAUGUCGCGAAGACUGGGGAAACGUUCAUUCCCUGGUCAAAGUUCAAAACAUAUUUUCUUUUCAAGAUGGAAAACGUUAUGGAUGACUUCCAUGCCUCUUCCCCUGAACAAAGAGGGUCUCCUAAUCCAAAUGUAGUCUAUGUCCCCUUUGAUGCGAUGAAGGAGAGGAUUGUGAAAAUAGUCGAUGGCUACAGUGGUGUUCCCUUCACCAUUCAGCGUCUGUGUGAGCUGGUCACGGACCCCACUAGAAACUACUCGGGAACAGAAAAGUUCCUCAGGGGUGUGGAGAAGAAUGUGAUGGUGGUGAGCUGUGUCCGCCCUCCAUCGGAGAAAAACGGGGAAUCUACUGUAAGCCGAAUGAAUGGAGGGCCGUUCCCUGACAGCUCCUCUGUGCAUUCAGACAGCAUUUUGAAUGGCCCAGUAGUCCCACCAAAGCCAUUGACCAUUUCAUUUUCUACAAAUGGCCCUCCCAGCGCUGUGGACAGCAGGGAGAGACAGCCACCACCAGAGGACGGGACAGAGCGCCACAUCAGUGGCUCCAUGUCCCAAGAGGGGGAGGGGAGUCCUCGAGCCCGACGGGAGAAGAGCCAGCGCUGGGGGACGGAGGACCGCCCCUACAGACCCCUUCAGGAGGUCAAGAGGCUCAAGGUCGAGCACCGCGAAGAGGAGGACACGGCGGGUGACGAGGGCGAGCGGAGGGCGUCGACCUCUCCGACGGGGUCAGGGGUCGUCACGGAGACGCAGGAGUCCCCCCGGGGCACUGGCAAAACGGGCAAGAACGCUGCGCCUUCAGGAGCAGUCGCCUCUGGAUGUUCGGGUAGGCAGGAAGUUAUGAUACAGGAGCCGGGCAGUCCUACAUCUCCACCUUCUAAUAGGCCAGAGGAGUCUUCAAACAGCGAGACAGACCUGGACCCUGACCUUACUCUGCAAACUGACAUGACCACAGACCCAUCAGAGCGGCUUGACCCCUCAGGGACGGGUCAAAGCCCAGAAGGUCAGAACAAUGGGGAUGGCAGCGCUGAUGGGGCUAGCCUAAACGAUAACAAACUGCCACUCUCAUCUGCCUGUAGUACAGCUGACCUGCCUACAGAGGGUGCUGCAGAGUCCAAAUGAUCUUGUGAACUAUCAGGCUCAGCUUAGUUUACACUGUAUGAUACACAUCAAAGAUGUGGGUUCUCUACUAGUACAUGUGCUAGAAAUAGGGCUGCACUAUUCACGGAGAGUAUGGAUCUAAAUUGUUUGUAAAACUCAGGUCUGAAAUAAGCAGGUGUCUAAAUAAAUGUGGUGUUGGAAAUUCAGUAAUGGAAUCGACUGUUGCAUGCAUAAACUGAAGUACAUUUAAAUAUAUUUAAAAAUAUUUUUUAUUGUCUGUAGUUUUUGUGUAUCACAAACAACCUCAACUGUGCUUACAGCCACCAUUUCUUACUCCAAUUGAUUUAGUCAACAGCUUGGUUGGUUUGCCAUAGAAUUCCUUUUGUACCACAAUAAGCACGCAUUUUUUGAUCCUAGAAUGAUAUAUUAAUGAUAUAUUAAUAGGCAUUUAUACCUUAUCUUCUUUUUGCAGUAUGAAAUACAAUUGAGCACUAAAAUAUAAUGUAGAAAAAUAUAGUGUGCAGUUAACUUUUAUGAAGUAAUGAUCAGUUUGAUUAUUACAAACUUUGAUUGUGAGGUCUGUCUUUAGUGAUAAACAUAGCAUCUGGAAUUUUUAUAUUUUUUACAAACCAUUCCACUGCCUUUGUAAAAUAUAAUAAGGUGGAUCUUGAAUGGUUGAGUUGUCAUGGCUUUCAAGAAAGACAAUAAAUGAUCAUGUGUUGAA
This is a messenger RNA of Gadus macrocephalus (Pacific cod), 2166 nucleotides long. RefSeq names its product serine/threonine-protein phosphatase 4 regulatory subunit 2-A-like. Gene Ontology annotation, biological process: protein dephosphorylation. The transcript has 9 exons. Gene Ontology annotation, cellular component: protein phosphatase 4 complex; cytoplasm; nucleus. The record is from RefSeq and is a predicted model, not a curated record. The coding region runs from base 168 to 1463 and encodes 431 amino acids. Lineage: Eukaryota; Metazoa; Chordata; Actinopteri; Gadiformes; Gadidae. Gene Ontology annotation, molecular function: protein phosphatase regulator activity.